Anopheles coluzzii is the source of this 2634-nucleotide messenger RNA. RefSeq names its product T-box-containing protein TBX6L-like. The coding region runs from base 222 to 1616 and encodes 464 amino acids. The transcript has 5 exons. The record is from RefSeq and is a predicted model, not a curated record. Gene Ontology annotation, biological process: positive regulation of DNA-templated transcription; regulation of transcription by RNA polymerase II; cell fate specification. Gene Ontology annotation, molecular function: DNA-binding transcription factor activity, RNA polymerase II-specific; RNA polymerase II cis-regulatory region sequence-specific DNA binding. Lineage: Eukaryota; Metazoa; Arthropoda; Insecta; Diptera; Culicidae. Gene Ontology annotation, cellular component: nucleus.
UUACUAGUGAGAAGAACGAAUAAAAAAAAAGCUGUGAAAGUGUAAUUGUGCAAAACCAUAGAAACAACCCGCUAACCCCGGGGUGUGUAUGUGCGAAGAAUUACAAGUGUGACUGGAGUGCAACGACUGUUCCAAUCCCUCCAGCAGUAGUUGUGUGUUGCAAGUGCAUUCACUGCCGUUUCCCGUACCCUGUGCUGUCCUACCAGAAACAGAAACAAAACAUGACCGCCGAUCUAAUGGAUUUACGGAUGCACCAUCACCUAGCGCUGCAGACGGAGUUCUACCGGAUGCAGAUGCAGCGUUUGCCCGAUCCGUACCCGGCGAUGCUGCCAGUGCCAGCGCCACGGCCACUGAUGAUACCGCCACGGUACAACGCGCUGCCGGACGUGGACAUCAAGCUGCAGAACCGCGAUCUGUGGAGCCAGUUCCACAAGAUCGGCACCGAGAUGAUCAUCACCAAGAGUGGACGACGUAUGUUUCCCUCGAUGCGUCUUUCAGUGAACGGGCUGGAGGCGGAAGAGAACUACUUCAUCCUGCUGGAGAUGGUCCCGAUCAGCGACUGUCGGUUCAAGUUCAGCGGCUCGCAGUGGGUACCGGCGGGCGGUGCCGAACCGCAAAGCCCCCAGCGCAUCUACUUCCAUCCGGAUGGGCCAGCACUCGGGUCGCACUGGACGUCGCAACCGAUCGUCUUCAACAAGGUGAAGCUCACCAACAACACGCUGGACAGUAAUGGCCAUAUUGUGUUGACCAGCAUGCACAAAUAUCAGCCCCGUAUUCACGUGAUCAAAGCCUCCGAUGCUACCCAAAUUCCGUGGGCACCCCAGCAAGCGUUUACCUUCCCCGAGACGGAGUUUGUCGCCGUUACUGCCUAUCAGAAUGAUCGCAUCACGAAGCUAAAGAUCGACAACAACCCAUUCGCGAAGGGCUUCCGGGAGACGGGUCAGUCUCGGUGCAAGCGCAAGGCCGGUCUGCUGAUGUCGCCCGACUCGGGCCUUGGAAAUCGCAGCUCAGAGGAGGAGGAUGAAUCGGACGGCCAGGAAGCAGGUCCGGAAGCGAAGCGUCCCCGUACCAGCAGCCUUGCCGGGUCGCUAUCCUCCCUCGACGACAGUGAGCUGUCCGUCAGUGAUGGUUCGUCCAGCGGCACUAGCUCACCGCUCGUCGUGGAUGACUUCGGUUCGCCUGUACGUCCUUCACCCUCGGCCGCCGGUGCAUUCUACCAGAACCAUCACCCGGGCUUCGCGAUGCAGGCGGGACUAUUCCCCACCCAGCACCAUCAUCAGCAUCACCACCAUCAACUCUCGCACCCAAUGCUGCACCAGACCGGCGGUGGCUCGUGGAUGGAUCUAAUGUUCCCGUCGUUUGCGCGUCCCCAAGCUGCCGGCUCACCGCACGGUCUGGAACCGAGCGCGCUGGUGCAGGCGGCUCAGCAGCUGCAACAGUUUGCUCGGCGUGAGUUCCUUCCCCUACCGGUUUCAUCACCCCGGACACCGAAUAGCAGCAGCAGCAGCAGCAGCAGCACAACCAGCAGCGAAGAUGAUAGCACGAGCAGAAAGCAGCAGCUUCCACAGCACACGCUACCCUUCAGCAUCUCCGCCAUUCUUGGGCACGACCGGUAGAACGAUCGUCAUGGAGUCAAUGGUGUGAAUUGUUUGCCCAAACAAGAACACCGUGGUUGGCCUGCAGAGGGGGAAACGUAAAACGCAAUGGCUGUGAUGGCAGCGGGAUCAUCAUCCAGGAAACUCUCCCCUCCCCGCAAAGGAAAGCAAAGCCCUGCGGAAAGCUCGAGCAAACAUCUCCAUCUCGUGGCGUGUGUUUGUACUAAGUGUCUGUGCAAACGGUGUGCUUGGAGCUUGGAGAUCGGUGGUGAGCUGCGGCAGACACAGCACCAUUUGUUUUGCGUUUGUUUGAAGGUGUAGAAGCAGAACGAACGAGCCCAACGAGGGCGCUCUGCAGUGUGAAAGGUAGAAAGUGCUACAAACUCUCCGUUUCCCCAAACAUCCCCCCUUCCCCCUUUUGUGCAAUUGGAUAGAAUGAAAGCCCGCGAUGGAAUGCGAUCAACAAAUCUGGUGAUGGAGUCUGUCUUGCAAGUUCAUUUUACCUGACAGUAUGGUGAUGCUUGUACGAUCGAUCUACAUUUCUUCCUCUCGAAGAAAAAUGCAUCCAACUAAGGCUAGAGCCAUGGUUAUGGUGAGUUAGUAUGAGACUGUUAAUUAUUUUUAAGGCCAAAUAUUCAUCGGACCUCAGGGAAAGUAGCAGUAGUAGCUGUGUAGGAUCCUCAUCCUUUUUUGUUUCUAUCUAAAGAUUACGCCUUUAACAGACCAAAUGGUACUUUUCGUUUUCUUCGGUAUUAAGCUAGGCAAGUUUUAGCGCAUCAUUAAAUUAUUAUCUUUACUACUGUAUGAAGUUUAGAUUUAGCAGGUGUUAGGAAGCAAUCGGACGAGUUUAGGGUGCGUACUGUGUCACGCCAUUUUUACCUGUUGUGUUAGUGUGUAGGAAUGUUGCAGAUGCAAAACAUGAAACCAGUAAAGAAGUACAUUGUAAGCGAAUAUCUCAUUAGAAAGUAAGUGAACCCAACCAACGAUGUAGAGCGAGAAAUAAAUGGAAAAAUGAAAUUAUAAAACCUAAUCAAUCUGU